AUGUCGAGCUUUACAACGGAGGCUUUGACUGCUCUCGAGCUCCAAGCCGAUCCACUCGCUCUCAAAGGUCCCCUACUCCCAUUCUUGCUCCCCAAAGCCACGAUCCCAUCGGCGCAGCUCCCCACACGGCGUCGACCAUGGCAAUCUCCGUUCGGCAAGGACAAACAUCCGGAAUGGGUCCUCGAUUUUUUCAUUGUUCCCGCGGCGUUUCCUAGGUCCGUUAAAGGGAGCACACAAAAAACCACGACCACAGCUUUGGAUGUAGGACCGGCUCGGUUAGUACCCGCUCGGCCCGACACCAGCACUCUCGACUCGGCUUCAGCCCCCGCGGCCGCCUCAAGAAAGUCUCCACGGAUCGAUCCACAAAAAGCCGUACACGACCUCCUACAAGCACAGCUACACGGACUGAGAAAUCCGACUCAAUUGAGUGACAAAGCAGAGUUGCAGGAACAAGAACAGAUGUUUCUUGCCCCCAAUCGAUUUCGCAAAUCGACUUCUCCGAGGUGGAGCACGUCGGCGCAGAAUCGUACCGAAGCGAAGGGAAGCGAGCCGUGCUUGACGCUGGUUAUGGCACAUGCGAAUGGGUUCCAUAAAGGUGAGAGGAGAGCUGCGGCUUUGAUUUGGCGUUGACGAAGGCUGACCGAACCGAAUAUGGCUCGUGGUAUUCGCAGAAACGUUCGAGCCGAUGAUUUCGGACCUGCUCGACCGAAUGGGGUCUGAAAUACGGGAGGUGGAAGAGAUCUGGACCAUCGAUACCUUUAGUCAAGGAGAUAGUGCACUCAUGAACGACGAAGUUAUAGGAAGGGCUUGUAAGCGAAAUGCUCCACGUGAAUUUUCCGAGCCUGAAAAGUUCUGACCUCAGGCUUCUGCUACAGUCAAUUGGGCCGAUCACGCCCGAGACAUUCUCAACUUUGUUAUCUCCUACCUUCCCGACCCGUCGUCUCCGGAUCCAACACGCUCAUGUCUACCCUACCUGCCCCCGACUCACCCCACCGCGCUUGACCUUGACCUUAAGCCCCUUUUGCCCGGGAUGUCAACGCCUUCAAACCGAGUGCAUCGCAAUCGCCUUGUCAUCGGCCUCGGGCACAGUAUCAGUGGAGGAGCGAUGGUGACCGCUGCAAGUGCCCAACCGAACCUCUUCUCUGCACUCCUCCUCGUCGAUCCAGGGGCUGCUCCACCUUAUCAACUCAACCGUGACCAGCCGAGUACCAUGCAGGAUUGGUCGAUCGGAGCCUUCGUUCGGAAAGAGCGGUGGGCAUCGAGGGCCAAAGCUCGGGAGAGUCUGAAGAGAAAGAUGGUGUUUCAAAGGUGGGACGAGAGAUGCCUCGACAAGUACGUCGAGUUUGGAACGAUCGAAUUGCCCGAUGGUGCAGGGGUGAGGCUGAAGACUCGGCCUAAGAAUGAAGCGGUGAGCCUGUCAAUCCUAGACGGAUCCUGUGCUGUCUUCAUUGAAUCAUUCAUUCUGGUUCGCUUCCAGUUGGCCUAUGGUGAUCCUUGCGGUGUCAGUUCACGAAGGUGCGGUGGCCGUUUACCCCUCAUUCCCACCAUACUCCCCGUCCAUUUUAUAUGGCCCGAAGAAGGAUGCUCCGUUCUGGACGAAGAGUCGAUCGCCGACACGAUGCGUGCGAUUCCGCAUGCCACGUUCGCGAGAGCCGAAGAAGGGGCGCAUCUGUUGGUGCAAGAGAAUCCGGCAAGUACUGCGGAAGAGGUGGCCAAGUUCUUGAUGAAGACUUAUCCGACAAUCUCCAAAGGCAAGGAGGGGCGGCUUAGCGGUGAAGCUAGGCUGUGA
Molecule: messenger RNA, 1789 nt
Organism: Microbotryum saponariae
Lineage: Eukaryota; Fungi; Basidiomycota; Microbotryomycetes; Microbotryales; Microbotryaceae
Source: the annotation of a GenBank genome assembly